This is a messenger RNA of Cordyceps fumosorosea ARSEF 2679, 1110 nucleotides long. RefSeq lists its product as hypothetical. Lineage: Eukaryota; Fungi; Ascomycota; Sordariomycetes; Hypocreales; Cordycipitaceae. Bases 1 to 1110 code for a protein of 369 amino acids. The transcript is spliced from 2 exons. The record is from RefSeq and is a predicted model, not a curated record.
AUGUCUAGCACAAACCUUGCCGCCUCGCCCCAGACCACGACGUCGCCGACUCGACGCCAUCAAAUCAAGCGAUCGCUCUCCGAGCUUACAUCCCCGGGCAAGCCGAGCCGGACCCGAAAGGAGCGCCUGGGCAACGGCAACUACGAUGAAGGAAGCGGCGUUGCGGGGGCCAGCGGCACCCGGCUUCUUCGCCAGCCGCCUCUGGCCCCCAGCGACGCUCGCAUGUCGCUUGACACGCCACGCAGCAACAAUUUGUCGCCUACCAUGAGCCCGGACCAGAGCAGGCGAGGCAGCGUGCUAAUCCCGCCAGUCGCGCCGUCGCUGGCCAGGGAGAGCAAGGAGCAGCAGCAGAGGGCGAGCUCGAUGGAGAGCAGCGGCAAUGCUGCCCAGCUGCGACAGAGCCAGGCGAGAAUAGCUGGCCGCACCGAGACGCUCACGCAAUCCCUCGCCGAGCUCAAUGACUUCUCGGCCAAUGCAUCGCGGCAGCUCGACGACGCCUACUACGCCGUGCUCGAGAAGAUGAGCGCCCUGCACGUCACCAUCGCGUCGCUCAAGGGGCUGGCCGAGACGUCGCACGCCAUCCACGAGACGUUCGAGAGGGACUCGCGCGGGCUGGAGAACCAGAUCGCGACGCAGCUGGGCGCCAUGGGCCACUUCCAGAACCACCAGGCCAAGGUGACGGCGCUGCGGCGGCGCAUCGACAAGGGCCGCGCGCGGGUCGGGGCGCUGGGCGACCGGGUCGACGCGGUGCGGCAGCGGAUCGAGCGGUGGGAGCGCGCGGACCGUCAGUGGCAGGAGCGCACGCGGCGCCGGCUCAAGAUUGUCUGGUCCGUCAUGUCGGCCGCGGUGCUGGUGCUGAUCGUCUUGAUGUGGACGGUGAGCAGCAGCGGCGGCAGCUCCGGCACUCCUGAUGGUAAGGGGCGGGCGGCGGCGGCGCGGGGCGGCGCGACGGACGACCUGGGCCGCGCCAUCUCCGUCCUGGAGCCGCUCAACUCGUCCGACUCGAGGCAGCCGCCGGGGCCGGAGGUCACGGAGACGAGGCGCACGAGGAUCCUGUGGAAGACGCCGGUACGGGGAACGGAUCGCCUGCGGGCCUUUGACGAGCUCUAA